CUUCUGUCUUUCUUGCAGGUGUUUGAACAAAACGAGUCCAAAUUACGAGUGGCAAUCAAAUAUCCAUUUCGAUUUUAUUCUCUACCUCUACAAGUAAUAAGAUGCUCUCACAUUACGUUGUCCACUGGGCUGGCUACCAGGCUCAUCUGCAGUCUGCAUGCUGUGAUCAGUUUCUGUCAGAGAAGUUUGUUGAUGUCACAUUGGCAGUUGAUGCUGGUCUGAUCAAGUGCCAUCGUGUCAUAUUGAGUGCUGCAAGUGGUUAUUUCCAUCAACUUCUCUCCCAGCAUGAUUCUUCACAUCCUAUCAUCUUCAUGCGAGACAUGCAGUACUGGGAGCUGAUUGCGCUGGUGGACUUUAUGUAUCGAGGGGAGGUGACAGUGGAGGCGGACAGAUUAGAGCAGCUCAUGUGGUCUGCCAGUCAACUGCAGAUCCAUGGAUUAGCUGCCUGCCUCAAGGCAUGUCUCCAGCGCAACUCCAAUGCCUCAGAACAAGAAAUGCCCUCAUCGAUUGAUGAAACUCAACAGAUGGUAACUGAAGCAGAACUAGAGGAAGACUCCCAAGAAAGUAACGAUUUAGGAGACACUGGUAUACCUCAUUCCCUCAGCAAGUUGUGUGAGUUAAACUGUGAACUGGAGCUUCGGCCUAUAACUCCAUCCACUUCCAGUAACUCAGCUCCUUCCACCAGUGGCUCUGGAGUGGGUAGUAAAGGUAAAAAGAGGAGUUUACCAUUACCUCCACUUCACGCCCUCAGCACUGAAACUGUGCCUGUCUCACAGAAGAAUGUUGUCAAGGAAGAAAUUGAAUUCUUUGAAGAAAAGCCACCGCUUUCACCGACUGGAUUAGAUACUCCCAUUCAAAUUCAGAGUGUGUUUUCAGAGCGUUCAAACUCAGAUGAUAAGGGGGAAGCUUCUGAUGAAUGUAUUGAUAUUGAGGAGGAGUCAGCUACAUCAACAGCUCCAGCAGACAUGAAAAAAUCAAACCAAACAAUAAGACAGUUUCUGCUACUGAAUCCAAUGCAAGGACACUUGCAAGAUGUCAACAAUCAACGAAAUGAUUAUAGUAAAAUGAGCCUCCAUGACCCUCCACUGUACAAACGCUACUCACCAAGCGUUUUAGAGCAAGCUCUUCUGGACCUGAAGACAGGGAGAUUCCAGAGUAUAAGGGCAUGUGCCAGACAUCAUGGGAUACCAAUGACUACUCUGCGCUACCGAGCCAAGGGCAAGACCCAACGGCCGGCCUGGCUAGCUCAAUAAACCAGCCAGAAACUCAGUUUGUAAUUACACCAUUAUUACCCUCAGACACUAUUUUAGAAAAAAAAUGUGAUUGAAACAGUUGACAAUAGACAUUGUACAACAUCUGACUUACAUCAUAGGACCGGUACACAGUUCAUUAAGGAAUAUUUGUAGACUAAGAAAAUCAUCAUGAUAAUUGGUAUUAAGAGAUUUGAACCUUUUUGAAUGCAACUAAGAUAUUAGGUACUUAAAAUUGUGUGUGACUAUUUUUUGUAGCUCUCUGAUGUCACGAGCUGUGUUAACAUAUACAAUACUUAACUCUAUUAUUGUUGUAUUUUAGUAUUGUUUUCAAAAAAUACUGCCAAUAAAACAUGCAUAAACUGAAAAGUUAAAAAAUAAAUACC
Macrosteles quadrilineatus (aster leafhopper) is the source of this 1636-nucleotide messenger RNA. Its product is annotated as protein abrupt-like. The coding region runs from base 102 to 1253 and encodes 383 amino acids. Gene Ontology annotation, molecular function: protein binding. Gene Ontology annotation, biological process: regulation of transcription by RNA polymerase II. The transcript is spliced from 8 exons. The record is from RefSeq and is a predicted model, not a curated record. Gene Ontology annotation, cellular component: nucleus. NCBI's taxonomy places the organism in Eukaryota, Metazoa, Arthropoda, Insecta, Hemiptera, Cicadellidae.